CAAAUUAAAAGUGGAUUUUGCGGUCUAUUUUUGACAACCCGUUCGUGUCAUUCACGAUAGGCUCAGGGCUUACGCCACAGAAUUUAGGCACAGAAUCCGUGAGACGAGUAGUUCUGUCGCGAAGUUUAUGCUAUCAUAAGAUAUUUAGACAUAAAACGUGUUAACAUUUGAAUUGUUUGAAUGUAUGUAUGGCUAUAGUAUUUGUUUGGCAGAUUUAAGUGAGCAAUACAAUUAACUAAAUGACUUUAGAGUUAGAGCACUGGUAGUAACCUAACCUAACACUCCUGACACCACAGCUCAGACCUACCAAAACCACUUGUACUCCAUUUGUACGCUAAAUACAAAUAGUAAAGAAAAAUAAGUGAAAGUGAAAUAAUAUCCACUAAACUCUUAAACUGAUUAUUAAACUCAAUGGAAACCAUGGAUAAUAGUAUGGUUAUAGAGCUGUACAGCACCGACACUAAUAAAUUGGCGGCAAAUAUGAGUGACUCGAUGGUGACGAUGGACACGACUGUCCUCAUGGAUUUAAACAACUCAAUGGGGGUGAACCCCACGGAAAUGUCGCCCGAAAAUGUAUACAUUCUUCCUCUUUGGCAGCAAUUCCUAUGGACUUUAGUGUUCGGCACAAUGGUAUUAGUGGCCGCCGGAGGCAAUAUUAUUGUCAUAUGGAUUGUAUUGGCACACAAGAGAAUGAGAACUGUCACCAAUUAUUUUCUGGUGAACCUAAGUCUGGCGGACACAAUGGUCUCCACACUGAACGUCAUCUUCAACUUCAUAUAUAUGCUGAACAGCGACUGGCCUUUCGGGCAAUUCUACUGCAAAGUAUCCAACUUUAUUGCCAUCGUAUCGGUGGCCGCAUCCGUAUUCACGCUUAUGGCCAUCUCUAUCGACAGGUCAGUCCACACAUCCCUU
Oppiella nova is the source of this 912-nucleotide messenger RNA. The record is from the annotation of a GenBank genome assembly. NCBI's taxonomy places the organism in Eukaryota, Metazoa, Arthropoda, Arachnida, Sarcoptiformes, Oppiidae.